GGUGUGUGGUCGCGUCUUGAAGUGCACAGCGCCCCGACGGAGAGUAGUGGACUGCUUUACGCACCGAUACGCACUGCAUCCCUGUGGCUCUCCAGAAAUUUUAGCAAGGGUGAGAAGGUUCACAGGACAGCACUGGGCGCUGGGUUUGGUGUUCAGAGAUGACCAACGACACCGUCCUGCUGCUGGAAGACUAUGAGAUCAACGCCUCCGAGCAGCUCAGCCCCCUGGCGCUGGUCCUCCACAACCGCAGCGCGUUCCCGCCGCUGAACCUGCAGUCCAGCUCCCUGGUCACCUCGGCCACCAUGUUCGCGGUGGGGGUCCUGGGGAACGUCAUUGCCAUCGUGGUGUUGUGCAUCUCCAAGAAAGAGCAGAAGGAGACCAUCUUCUACACGCUGGUGUGCGGCAUGGCCGUCACCGACCUGCUGGGGACGUGCUUCACCAGCCCGGUGGUGAUCGCCACCUACGUGGCCGGACGGUGGCCGGGCGGGGUCCUGCUGUGCGACUACUUCUCCUUCUCCAUGCUGUUCUUCGGCUCGGCCGGGAUGUCCAUCAUGUGCGCCAUGGCCGUGGAGCGCUACCUGGCCAUCAGCCACGCGUACUUCUAUUCGCAGCACAUUGACCGCUCCAUGGCGCGCCUCGCGCUCAUCGCCAUCUACCUGGCCAACAUCACGCUGUGUGUCAUGCCCAGUUUCGGGUUUGGAAGGCAUGUCCGUCACUACCCGGGGACUUGGUGUUUUCUGGACUGGAGGGCGACGGAUCCACUGGGUGCGUCUUACUCAUUUCUCUACGGCGGCGUAAUGUUGGUUUUAAUCGCCGUGACCGUUUUGUGCAAUUAUGCCGUAUGCAGGUCGCUGGUGGGGAUGAACCAGAGGUACACAAGGACAGUCAAGACGGAGGCGUCCAUGCGCAGCGGGGCGCGGCGCCGCUUCCCCCGCAUGCCAUCGGUCACCUCCGCCGCGGAGAUGCAGAUGCUUUGGCUUCUCAUCCUGAUGACGAUUGUAUUCCUCGUCUGUUCCAUCCCCUUUGUGGUAAAUCCAUCUAACGAAAAAUACUGUAUAAAAGUUUGCCAAAAGGUCUAAUCUGUUCUUGUGCAUAAAGCCCCCUCCUCGCAUAA
This is a messenger RNA of Gadus macrocephalus (Pacific cod), 1114 nucleotides long. RefSeq names its product prostaglandin E2 receptor EP4 subtype-like. Gene Ontology annotation, molecular function: prostaglandin E receptor activity. Gene Ontology annotation, biological process: adenylate cyclase-activating G protein-coupled receptor signaling pathway; cellular response to prostaglandin E stimulus; positive regulation of cytosolic calcium ion concentration. The record is from RefSeq and is a predicted model, not a curated record. The transcript has a single exon. Gene Ontology annotation, cellular component: plasma membrane. NCBI's taxonomy places the organism in Eukaryota, Metazoa, Chordata, Actinopteri, Gadiformes, Gadidae. The coding region runs from base 159 to 1079 and encodes 306 amino acids.